CACACACACACACACACACUACAACUCCAAACUAUAAUAUCCCUUCACGCACACACACACAUACCCCACACACUUGCAUAAUUGUAACAUAAUCUAUAUCAUACUAAUCUAUAAGGCAACAGUUACACAAACCACGCAUGGGAGAUGGGUUUUGGAGCAGUGUAGUUUGCCUCUGGUAACUUUUCUUGGUUGAGGGCUGUCAACUGAGCGGGAAGCUUAUUUCUCAAAGUGGGCUCUUUAGUUUCACCAUUAAGUCAGAACAGAAUGAAUUCUGCAUCCACCCACUUUGUUCCCUCUAGACGUAUGGGCAUAUACGAGCCGAUCCAUCAACUGCCUAUGUGGGGAGAUUUCAAAGGAAACAACUUGCUGGAUACCUCUUCACCGAUGAUGCUAGAGAUUGAAGCUAAGUUAGACAACCAGUCAGAGGAUACUUCUCAUGGAACUGUUGGACCUUCCAACAAGUAUGAUCAAGAAGCAAGUAAACCAGAUGAUAAGGUACUCAGACGCUUGGCACAGAACCGUGAGGCUGCUCGUAAAAGUCGUUUGCGGAAAAAGGCCUAUGUUCAGCAAUUAGAAAAUUGUAAAUUGAGACUUAUUCAGUUAGAAGAAGAACUUCGGCGAGCCAGACAACAGGGUCUGCACGUAGGUGGUAUAGAUACUAGCCAGCUUGGUUACUCUGGAAGUAUAAACCCAGGAAUUGCUACAUUCGAGAUGGAGUAUGGACACUGGGUGGAGGAACAAAACAGACAAAUCUCCGAUCUGAGGAACGCUUUGCAUUCUGAUAUUGGAGAUAUGGAGCUCCGCAUUUUUGUUGAGGGUGGAAUUAGGCAUUAUUUGGAUCUCUUUACCAUGAAAGCUACAGCUGCAAGUGCAGAUGUCUUCUAUAUUAUGUCAGGCUUGUGGAAAACACCGGCUGAACGCUUUUUCUUGUGGAUUGGGGGCUUUCGGCCUUCAGAACUCCUAAAGGUUCUCUUGCCGCAUCUAGAGCCCUUGUCAGAACAACAACGUUUGGACGUGUGCAAUCUCACACAAUCCUGUCAGCAAGCCGAAGAUGCUUUGUCACAGGGAAUGGAAAAACUCCAGCAUAUUUUAGCCGAAACCAUAGCUACCGCUCAACUUGGCGAAAGGAAUUAUCUUACUCAAAUUCGUGGUGCAAUAGACAAGUUGGAUGCUCUAGUCCGGUUUGUAGUUCAGGCUGAUCAUCUUCGGCAAGAGACCCUGCAGCAGAUCUCUCGUAUUCUUACAACCCGCCAAGCAGCUCGAGGCCUGCUUGCCCUGGGAGAGUACAUGAAACGACUUCGUGCACUAAGUUCGUGUUGGUCUUCGCGUCCUCGUGAGCAACCCUGAGCGGAUGCAUCAGCUCCACUCUCAUUUUAGUUAAACUAUCAGUGUGGUAAGAACUCAACACAAACCUCAGCUGUCUGCCCAUUUUUGAGCUGCUUCCUAUGAUUGAGAAUUUGUACAUAUGAUCAAUUAGCUGUCUGAAGAGGAAGUCUGCAGAUACUUUUUCAGUUAUCUUGUAUUCUUUUUCAGUUUUUGUGCUGAUUGUGCCUUUCAUUGUCUGCUGAGGCAUCAUUCUGUAUGUCUAGUUUUAUUAUUCUAUUUUGACUGUAAAUUUUUCAGGCUUGAUUGUCUCUUGUAUGCGACGGUCCUUAAUAUA
Molecule: messenger RNA, 1660 nt
Organism: Sesamum indicum (sesame)
Lineage: Eukaryota; Viridiplantae; Streptophyta; Magnoliopsida; Lamiales; Pedaliaceae
Source: RefSeq, a predicted model, not a curated record